CAGUUCCUUUCAGAGCUGUUGUUGACGUUGUUGUCGUUGUCAGUUGUCUUGUCAUUCGUCGGUCUUCCGGCAAUCAAUGCCUUCGCGUUGUCGCCGGUUUCUUGCCAAUAAAUUCUCUUUUGUUUAAGUUACUGUUAAAUGUCUUAUGUUAUAGACUAGUUUUAUGAUUAAAUUUUGAAUUGAAUAGACAACUACAAGUCUGAGUCUCAGGCCUGCGAGUGCUUCUUUUGUCAGUGAACGUUAAGCUUACAAGUUUCAGUUAUCUAAAAAAAAUGGCGGAGGACCCAAUGGACGUGUCUGCACCAACUACCACUGAAAUUGAAUCCGCACCAGCUGUUGAAAAUUCACAACCUCAGCCAGCAGAAACUGGAGAACAGGGAGCUAGUGAGACCAAGGACACACCUACAAAAACUGAUGAAUCUGGAAAGAAAGUAUACACAGAAGAAGAACGAAUGAGACGAAAAGCAUAUUUCAAGUCUGUGCGGGAUAGGAAAAAGUUGAAUAGUGAGAGGUAUAGGCAAAGGCAAAACCAAGCUAGAACGUCCCAAAUAACCCCCAAGAGAAGAAACUUGCCUUCAAGGUCCAUUCCGGAUGUCAAAAUUUCUUUCCAAAUGACAAAAGAAGAAGACAAAGUUUUAGAGUUUUACAAAGUGAAGCUUUCAGCCCUAAAAUCUACAAAUGAACAGUUGCACAAAAGGCUGAACUUUCUCGUUAAAGAAAAUAUGCGUCUUUUGCAGAUGGGGCCUCCAUUGAAGACAGUAUGAUAGUCGUCCAGGUAAUUCCUUACUAUAAUUUUUGUCUGUACCAUGGUGAUAUUUGUGUGUUUUAUUUUAAAUUCCUCUUUUAUAGAUAUAGAUGUUUGAAUUCAUUCUGUAUUUAAUAAUGGAUUAUAAGCGAAU
Molecule: messenger RNA, 899 nt
Organism: Macrosteles quadrilineatus (aster leafhopper)
Lineage: Eukaryota; Metazoa; Arthropoda; Insecta; Hemiptera; Cicadellidae
Exons: 3
Coding region: 273-764 (163 amino acids)
Source: RefSeq, a predicted model, not a curated record